Aspergillus tanneri is the source of this 1110-nucleotide messenger RNA. RefSeq names its product coproporphyrinogen oxidase (gene hem13). Gene Ontology annotation, molecular function: coproporphyrinogen oxidase activity. Bases 1 to 1110 code for a protein of 369 amino acids. Gene Ontology annotation, cellular component: cytoplasm; mitochondrial intermembrane space. The transcript has a single exon. NCBI's taxonomy places the organism in Eukaryota, Fungi, Ascomycota, Eurotiomycetes, Eurotiales, Aspergillaceae. The record is from RefSeq and is a predicted model, not a curated record.
AUGACAGGCGAAGUGACCGAACUUGAUUCUCCGUCGAUCGUGGAGCUCGAUGAGGCCUUGAAGAAACAGGCGACGAUCAGUGAAAACUCCCCGAUGCGUCUGCGCAUGGAGAAGCUGAUCAAAGAGCAACAACAAAAGAUUGUGGACGAACUCAGCAGAAUCGAUGGCAAACAAUUCAAAUCCGACACCUGGACGCGCCCCAAUGGGGGAGGUGGUAUUUCUUGUGUACUCCAAGAUGGCAAUGUUUUCGAAAAGGCCGGCGUCAAUGUGUCGAUCGUCUAUGGGGAAUUGCCUCGACCGGCGAUUGAGAAGAUGCGAGCUGAUCACAAAUCCUUUGUUGGAGCAGACGUGGACUCGUUAAGUUUCUUCGCUGCCGGCCUGUCUUUAGUCUUGCAUCCCCACAAUCCCAUGGCCCCCACGGUGCAUCUGAACUACCGAUACUUUGAGACGUCAGAUCCCAAGGAUCCUAUCAACGGAGAUAAGAAUUGGUGGUUUGGUGGCGGAACGGAUUUGACACCGUGCUAUCUGUUUCCCGAAGACGCUAAACAUUUCCACCAGACGAUUAAAGACGCCUGUGAUCGACAUGACGCAACUUAUUACCCGAAAUUUAAGGCGUGGUGUGACAAGUACUUUUACCUGCCCCAUCGCCGAGAGGCCCGUGGCAUUGGAGGAAUCUUUUUCGACGAUCUUGAUGCCAGCUUCUUAGAAUCCUCGUCUAGUUCCUCCCAGAAUCCCCAGGAGACGCUCUUCUCGUUCGUUUCAGACGGGCUUGCCUCAUUCCUCCCCGCCUACGUUCCCAUUAUUGAACGCCGAAAGGAUAUGUCCUUUACCCCUGCUGAAAAAGAGUGGCAGCAGCUUCGACGGGGCCGCUAUGUGGAAUUUAACCUUGUAUACGAUCGUGGCACGAGCUUCGGUUUACGUACGCCCAAUGCUCGUGUUGAAAGUAUUUUGAUGAGUCUUCCGCGCACGGCUAGCUGGGCCUAUAUGGACCCGGUGUCAGGAACCCGAACUGAAGCCUCAGCCGCGGAUGAAGAGGAACAGCUGGGCGAAGAAACAGCACGCGAGAGGGAGCUUAUUGAUGUUUUGAGACAUCCUAGACAGUGGGUAUAA